AUGGCUGCUCUUUUCUUGUUACUUUUAUUGAAUUCCAUGCUUUUAAUCUCCAGUCUUCCUCAUUCUUUAGGCAAUCGACUCUCUUAUCAUCAUCAUCAACAAGAACUGCUCUUGCAAUUCAAAGCUGCCCUUUCAAAGAAUGACGCUUCUCUGCCCGACUGGACUACCCUUCACCACUUCUGCAACUGGUCUGCCAUCACCUGUCAUCUCAAUUCUCACUCUGUCCGUGCCAUCAAUUUAACCCAAAUGAGCUUAGACGGCACCAUCUCUCCUGUGCUCGGGAAUCUCUCAUCUCUUCGAUCCCUUGAUCUCUCCAACAAUAACCUCACUGGUACCAUUCCACUUCAGCUCGGCCAACUCCCAAAUCUGUGGAUACUCUUGCUGCACUAUAAUCAAUUACAAGGAACCAUUCCGCCAGCUCUCUCCGCUUGCCGCAAUUUGUAUGACCUGAGACUUUCCUUUAAUCAACUGCAUGGUAUCAUUCCGCCUGAACUGAGUCUUCUCACAAAUUUGAAGUACCUCUACUUGGGCAUUAACAGUCUCACGGGUACCAUUCCGCCCUCUUUCAAAAAUUUGACCGCCUUAGUUGAAUUGGAUUUGGGCCCUAUUCCUCCUGAACUGGGCAUGCUCACUCGCUUACAGAAUUUUAACCUUUUUGAAAAUAACCUAUCAGGGACCAUUCCCAGCUCUUUAACAAAUCUCUCAAAUUUAAUUAUGUUAGGUUUAACUUUAAACCGGCUAAGUGGUCAAAUUCCAUGGGAAAUUGGUAAGCUAUCCAAUUUGCAAUUCCUUAGUUCAUGGGGAAAUCAGCUUAGUGGAAACAUACCACAUUCCCUUGGAAAUUGUUCAAGUCUCGAAGUACUUGUUUUAAAUGACAACCCACUCGGUGGAGAGGUUCCAAUGGAGCUGGGUAAGUUGAACCAUCUUACCCUGCUUUUCUUACACACCAAUCAACUUGUUACUGACACCAGCAACACAUUGGCCUUUCUCACUGCUCUCACAAAUUGCUCCCACUUGCAACAAAUAGAUAUGGGACGAAAUCAUUUCACUGGUACAUUGCCCCCAUCCAUAGGCCAACUGUCUUUCAAUCUCUAUCACUUGGGUUUACAAUUCAACAUGAUUAGCGGAAGCAUACCACAACAGAUUGUCAAUCUGACAAACCUGACCUACCUAGGUUUACACAAUCUGUUAAGCGGUCAUAUUCCUUCUGGAAUCAAAAGAUUUCGUGUCUUGGAAAUAUUGAUGUUGGGUGGGAACAAAUUAGAAGGAAACAUUCCAGGUGAGAUAGGUCAAAUGCAACAUCUUGGACUUUUAAAUCUUAGUUACAACCAGUUAUCUGGAAAAAUACCAGAUUCUCUUUGCCACUCCCAGCAGCUAAGAAGACUUUUCCUUCACCACAAGAAGUUAUCAGAGAAGGUCCCUGUUAGUUUGGAGGGAUGUCAGAAGUUGGAACUCCUUGACUUAUCUCACAAUAAACUAGGGGGAUUGAUACCUCGUGAAGUCAUUGCCAGCCUCAAAAACCUGCAAUUGUACCUCAAUCUUUCAUGGAAUUAUCUUGAAGGGUCGUUGUCACUGGAGAUGAGUAAAAUCGUAAUGGCUCAAGCCAUAGAUAUUUCUGGAAAUCAGCUUACUGGGGUAAUUCCAAAUUCAUUAGGAGACUGCACAGCAUUAGAGCAUCUAAAUCUGUCCCACAAUGCUUUUGUAGGUCCAAUACCAGAUUCACUCUCCAAAUUGAAAAAUAUCCAAUAA
This is a messenger RNA of Cryptomeria japonica (Japanese cedar), 1749 nucleotides long. RefSeq names its product LRR receptor-like serine/threonine-protein kinase FLS2. The coding region runs from base 1 to 1749 and encodes 582 amino acids. Gene Ontology annotation, molecular function: protein binding. NCBI's taxonomy places the organism in Eukaryota, Viridiplantae, Streptophyta, Pinopsida, Cupressales, Cupressaceae. The transcript has a single exon. The record is from RefSeq and is a predicted model, not a curated record.